AUGUCUGAAACUACCUUCCAAGUUCACAACGACAAAUUCCACUCCAUCCUGGGCCACUCCCCAACCCUCCAACUCUUAUCUCAAAAUGACACAUACCCCUUCGCCCACGAAGCAGGCAUCUACAUCCCAACCACAAAUCACCUCUUCAUAACCAGCAACCGAUACAACGACAGCAACAACAACCAAAAGAUCCAAAUCACCCGCAUCGACCUAUCAACCACCCCAGUAACAUGCGAAGAACUCGAAACCCCAAUCCCAAUGGGUAACGGCGGCGUAAACUACAGCCCCAACGAAAUCCUAAUAUGCGGCCAAGGAACCCUAACCGAGCCAAGCGGAUUGUACACCAUGUCAACAACAGCGCCGUACAUGUCCAAGUUACUCGUAGGUGAUUUCUUAGGCCGGCCGUUCAACUCGGUCAAUGAUGUCGUCGUGCAUUCCGACGGGUCGAUCUGGUUUACGGAUCCAAUUUAUGGAUUCGAGCAGGGGUAUAGGCCUGCGCCCGCGUUGCCGUGUCAGGUCUAUCGCUUUGAUCCGGUUGAUCGUAGUAUUCGCGCUGUUGCUGAUGGGUUUGGGAGGCCGAAUGGGGUUUGUUUUUCGCCUGAUGAGUGCACCGUUUAUGUUACUGAUACCGAUCGGCACCAUGGUGAUGGGACGGAUGAUCCGCAUCGAGUUUCUUCUAUUUAUGCUUUUGAUCUGUCGGUUUAUCAUCGCCAGCCGUUCCUUACUAAUCGUCGGUUGUUUGCUAUGACUGAUAAUGGCAUUCCCGAUGGGAUUAAGUGUGAUCUUGAGGGGAAUGUUUAUAGUGGGUGUGGGGAUGGAAUUCAUGUUUGGUCGCCUGGUGGCGUUCUCCUUGGGCGCAUUAGGAUUGAUGGUGGGUGUGCCAACUUUUGUUUUGGCAAGGAUGGUGAGAUCUUUGCUUUGAAUGAGCAUCGGCUGUGGAGGGUUCAGUUGGGGAGUCAUGUUAAAGGUGCGUUGCUUGGGAUUUAA
Messenger RNA from Penicillium canescens, 987 nucleotides. Its product is annotated as SMP-30/gluconolactonase/LRE family protein. The record is from RefSeq and is a predicted model, not a curated record. The transcript has 2 exons. The coding region runs from base 1 to 987 and encodes 328 amino acids. Lineage: Eukaryota; Fungi; Ascomycota; Eurotiomycetes; Eurotiales; Aspergillaceae.